AUGGAGCUGUACGAGACAUCCCCUUACUUCUACCCGGAGCCCCGCUUCUACGACGGGGAAAACUACCUGCCCGUCCACCUCCAGGGCUUCGAGCCUCCAGGCUAUGAGCGGACAGAGCUCGGCCUGGGUACCGAGGUCCGCGGGCCCCUCGAGGACAAGGGGCUGGGGACCCCGGAGCACUGCCCGGGCCAGUGCCUGCCGUGGGCGUGUAAGGUGUGUAAGCGCAAGUCGGUGUCGGUGGACCGGCGGCGGGCAGCCACGCUGCGGGAGAAGCGCCGGCUGAAGAAGGUGAAUGAGGCCUUCGAGGCUCUGAAGAGAAGCACCCUGCUCAACCCCAACCAGCGGCUGCCCAAGGUGGAGAUCCUGCGCAGCGCCAUCCAGUACAUCGAGCGCCUGCAGGCCCUGCUCAGCUCCCUCAACCACGAGGAGCGCGACCUCCGCUACCGGGGCGGGCCCCAGCCCGGGGUGCCCAGUGAAUGCAGCUCCCACAGCGCCUCCUGCAGUCCAGAAUGGGGCAGCGCACUGGAGUUCGGCCCUAACUCAGCGGAGCAUCUGCUCACAGCGGAUCCUGUGGACGCGCACAACCUGCACUCUCUCACCUCCAUUGUGGACAGCAUCACAGUGGGGGACGUCUCUGUGGCCUUCCCAGAUGAAACCUUGCCCAACUGA
Molecule: messenger RNA, 669 nt
Organism: Echinops telfairi (small Madagascar hedgehog)
Lineage: Eukaryota; Metazoa; Chordata; Mammalia; Afrosoricida; Tenrecidae
Gene: MYOG
Product: myogenin
Exons: 3
Coding region: 1-669 (222 amino acids)
Biological process (GO): positive regulation of transcription by RNA polymerase II; muscle organ development; positive regulation of myoblast differentiation
Molecular function (GO): RNA polymerase II cis-regulatory region sequence-specific DNA binding; protein dimerization activity; DNA-binding transcription factor activity, RNA polymerase II-specific
Source: RefSeq, a predicted model, not a curated record